Closterium sp. Naga37s-1 is the source of this 2187-nucleotide messenger RNA. Lineage: Eukaryota; Viridiplantae; Streptophyta; Zygnematophyceae; Desmidiales; Closteriaceae. The record is from the annotation of a GenBank genome assembly.
AUGGAGUGGUUAACGAGCGCUGAGGGUCUGAAUGCCCGUCAGGAGCUGGAGGCGUCCGUUCGUGAGCACCACCCUCACUUGCGUGAUGAAGAAGUCGACCUCAUUGUGGACGGUCGUCUACUACGCAUGGUUCGGGAGCGCACGGCGGAGCAAGCACCUGCGAGCGGCCAGCAAGGAGGAACCGGUGAAGGAGGAGCUGUGCACGAGGCUCCAAGUGCUACCCAGUUAGCCCAACUCAGGAAGGGAGAUGAUGAGACGGCGGAAUCCUACUGCAAUAGGGCCUGCACCAUCCGAGCGGAGCUGCUGACCAUUGGAAAGGAGGUCCACAUGGCCACGUUUGCCGCCCACGUGCUGAAGGGCCUACCACCGGAGUACGGAUUUCUUUGCCGCAAGCUCGAAUUUUCCAGCCCUGACAUGACGGUGGAACGCGUGUGCAGCGAGGUGUUGAUGGAGGAGCAGACUCUCUCCAUCGAACAGAGUUACAAGCAGAUCACCAGUGAUGCAUCUGCUUUCUCGGGCGCUGUCAAUGCCAUCGUGGCUACAACGGGGGUCAACGGGAAGGAAGGAAAAGGGGGAAGGGAGCAGACGGACAAAAACAAGGAUGGCAAGUGGAAGAAGAAGCGAGCCCCCUUCAAGGGGCGCUGCUACAACUGCAAUGAGGAGGGGCACAUGGCUGCCAAGUGCCCCAACAAGAAGAAAGAUACAACGCCCGCGGCCGCCGCGAACGUAGCUGAAGGAGACGGGAAGGGCGUGGCGCUCAGCGUCGCGUGUUCGGCUGCAAACCUCAAUACGUACGCGGUGGGCUCCAAGGCAACGCCCAACCUAUGGCACGCUCGCCUUGGACACAUCCACUUCGAUGCGGUGAAGCGGACAGCCACGAGCGGUGGCGUGUUCGGUAUGGACCUGGAGAAAGGAGGUGAGGAUAUGUCGUGCACCUCCUGCCAUGAAGCCAAACUCACUCGUGAAUCAUUUCCGCUGCACGACGAGCGAGAGGAGCAGCAGAAUCCGCCUCCACCACGUACCGUCAUCGUGGUCCCGGUACCGUCCGUGCAAGGGGGCGAGAAACCCCUUGAUCGCUCGGUGGGACCUUUGGGCAGCAAGGCACCUACUGCACCUCCUCCUCUUGGUCCACCCUCCGUUGCUGAUUCGGCGCCCGUAGGAGCAGAGGAUGGUCCUCUGGAGGUUGACACCAGCAUGGCUGAUCACGAGGAGGAAGAAGAAGAGAGGGCGGGCACAGCAGCGGUGGAGCUGGCUCUUGUGGUCUACCACUCGCACGGCCCCUUCUCAGGUGCGCCCUUCUCAGAUGCGCCCUUCUUAGGCCAGAUGCUGUGCCCCACGCCAUCCCCCUUAGCUACGCCACCAGCGGGUCUGGAGCGCCACAAGCACAUGGUGCUCGUCGCCGCCUCGCCACCCUACCGCCUGUCCACCCCCGUCGUCAAGCCGCCCCUGCCCGAAUCCACCCCUCCUGCGGAUGCUGGGGGUGGCGGCGGGGGCAAGUGGGAGGCAGCGGUGUGGUGGCUGGCGUCCGCCCCCAUGGUGGCUUCGCUCUUUGCCCACCCCGAGGCAAAGCCUAGUUCCAGUGCAGCAGAGCCAAUGGCACGGCAUCACCCCCACCACGUGGCGCACAUUGAUGAGGGCUCACUGGAGGCUUUUGAGUCGAUUAAAGACUCCAACAAUCCCGAGGCAGCAGAGCCAGUAGUAGAUGCAGUGCGGCAGCAACCCCAUCACGUGGCGCUCAUUGCUGAAGGCUUCCUCGAGGCUCGCAGCGUUCUGCACCGCACACCACCGCCCAAAGAGGGCCCGCCACGUGGCGCACAGGCGGUGGCCCCCUCUUUUGGUGGUGGUGGAGGAGGAGGGCCCGGGGCAGGGGUUGAGGGCCAGCAGUGGCGAUGGGCGACUAGCACAACAACCAGGGGCGCUGAUGGGUCAGCAGGCAAAGCAGGUGGGAGCCCCCCCUGGCUGCUGCAACGGAGGAAGGUGUGCCAGUGGGGGUGGGGGGAAGGCCCACCAGGCGGCACCGCUGGUAUCGCCACUAGUGCUGCUGGGGGUGGCGCUGGUGCAGGGACACUGCCUGGCAUCGUUGCUGCUGCUGGAGGGCCGGUGCGAGUGGCAAUGGGUGGUGGGCCAGCGGAAGUAGCUAAAGCAGGAGCGAUGCAGCAGCCUGGACUGCCCCUGCAGGCACAGUAG